Messenger RNA from Ceutorhynchus assimilis (cabbage seed weevil), 517 nucleotides. Lineage: Eukaryota; Metazoa; Arthropoda; Insecta; Coleoptera; Curculionidae. The record is from the annotation of a GenBank genome assembly.
ACAUAACCUAAAAAAAUUUCUUUUAGAUUUGAGCCUUGGUUGCUGCCACUUAUUUUUUAAAGAUUUUCGUUGAUUUGAAAAUCGCAACCAUGGUUCGUAUGAAUGUGCUAAGUGACGCUCUAAAAUCCAUCAACAAUGCAGAAAAACGAGGAAAAAGGCAAGUCCUUAUCCGGCCUGCCUCCAAAGUGACUGUUAAAAUGCUGACUGUAAUGAUGAAGCAUGGUUACAUUGGGGAAUUCGAAGUGAUUGACAAUCACAGGAGUGGAAAAAUCGUCGUUAAUUUGACUGGAAGGUUAAAUAAGUGCGGAGUAAUUUCUCCCAGAUUCGAUGUACCAAUUACUGAUAUUGAAAAAUGGACCAACAGCUUGUUGCCGUCCAGACAAUUUGGAUAUGUGGUACUCACAACUAGCGGUGGUAUUAUGGACCAUGAAGAGGCCAGAAGAAAACAUUUGGGUGGGAAAAUUUUAGGAUUUUUCUUUUAAUUUGUUAUGAAAUAAAUUAAAUUUGCAAAAAUUGA